Messenger RNA from Acaulospora morrowiae, 411 nucleotides. The record is from the annotation of a GenBank genome assembly. Lineage: Eukaryota; Fungi; Glomeromycota; Glomeromycetes; Diversisporales; Acaulosporaceae.
AUGACACGAUUAAGCAAAGCUGAAAAUGAUAGUGAAAGUGAAGAAGAGAGCCGUCAACCUAGACAUCACUGGUUAUUUGAGAAAAGUGAAGACAGAAAAAGAAAUAUCAUGCCAGAGUUCAUGAUGAUAAAGAAGGGCUAUCUGAGAACCAAGAUGAAUUCUCAAGCCCAAGGAUCUGAGUGUAAUAAUGAUAACAUGCCUUUAUCAAAAAGGAUAAGUGUUUGUGUUAUUAAGCAAAAACCUAACAUAAAAAGUCAGGUAAAGAAUCUGGAUUCAAAUGAUGAUGAGGCUGAGAGUGACAGUAAGAGUGUAGAAGGUUACCAUGCUAAAUGCUUUAGCUUGUUUGAAAAAGAUAAGGGCACAAAGGAAAGAUUGCACCAAAGUCAGGACUGGUACAGGAGAGUUAUUUGA